CCCACUUUUCUACUCUCGCCUUUCUUUUUCCUGGUUGCAAUUCGUGGACAUUAUUACCUUGUUCAUUAUUGGAUGUGUCUAAAGCUCCCACAGGAAUAAUGAUUGGCUAAGAGUGACAGUUGUUUUUGCGUUUUUUUAAUUUAUUUUUGUGUCACUAUUAUGAGGAGGUAUAAACUGCAUGCGUGUGAAAUUGUCAAUGCUGAGGUCGUUAGUUUAGUACACGCAGAUAAAUACUGUAGUUUAUAAGGAUAGCUACCGAAGAAUAGGAACGAAACAAAGAACAUAACAUCAUCUACAAUUGUUGUAUAGCGGAUACCAAGGAGAGCUUACAGAAUACUUAUUCGCUGUUAUUAUUUACUUUAUUUUUUUUAUAUUGACAAUUUAAUAAUUAUCUAAAGUUUGAGUUUAAUUUGAAUACACGCUAGUGUUGAUGUUGAUUAAAAAUAAAAACGCUGUAUGAAUAAAAACAAAAGACAUUUCGUAGAGAUUAAUUUGAAUUCGUUACUUCUGUGCUUAAAUCUGAUAGGUAUUUCAGUAUACAUUGUUAAGAAAAUUCAGGAGUACAGCACCGGUAACUUAAUUUCAAUCAGGUUUCUGCAAAAUAUGCAAUCUGCUGGUGCUGCUGGACAACUCACUUUUAGCACCAGUGAUGGGAGCCUUGUUAAUUCAGUUAGAAAUGCUUGCAGAAACAGGUUAAAUUUAGAACUGAAUGCAGAGGACCCAGAUUCCAUUGUGUCUCUGGUGGGUGAUUCUCGGCGAUGUGAAAGAGUGGAUCCAGGUCAUUUGAAGGCCUCCGGUCCAAGGGCUGGCAAUGCUGACGGUUCCUGUGUGGAAGAUGACUCAGAAGACGAGCCGCACAAGGAUGGGCGAACCGAGGAGGUGGACAGGGAUACGAAACUUAGGGCAUACGCCUGGUGUAAAGGAUUCCUGUCUGGAUCAUGGAAACUCGUUUCUGAAGAUGAUUUUCAAAUUGGUAUUAUCAGUGGUGGAUUAAGUAACCUGCUAUACCUGUGCUCUCUACCAGACCACGUGCUCAGUGUUGGAGAGGAGCCUCGUGAGGUUCUGCUGAGAGUUUAUGGAGCUAUUUUACAGGGGGUCGAUUCCCUUGUUCAGGAGAGUGUGAUGUUUGCAAUCCUAGCAGAACGGGCGCUGGGACCGAGGCUCUAUGGGAUCUUCCCUGAGGGGCGGCUGGAGCAGUACAUUCCGAGUAGUCGGUUAUUGACAGAGCAGCUACGAGUUCCUGAUCUCUCCGCGGAGAUUGCUGUGAAGGUGUCCCGAUUCCAUGGGAUGGUCAUGCCCUUCAACAAGGAGCCCAAGUGGCUGUUUGGGACCAUGGAGAGGUAUAUGAAACAGAUUUUGACAUUGAAAUUUACCAAAGAAGCCCAUUUGAAAAAGUUCAACAAACUGAUGAAGUACAACCUGCCUGCAGAGAUGGAGAGCCUGAGAGCUCUUCUUGAGUCAACUUCUUCUCCAGUGGUUUUCUGUCAUAAUGAUGUGCAAGAAGGUAACAUCCUUAUGCUGGCUGAUCAAGAUCCUUCUUCCAAAGAAAAACUUAUGCUCAUAGACUUUGAAUACAGCAGCUAUAAUUACAGGGGUUUUGAUAUUGGCAACCAUUUCUGUGAGUGGAUUUACGAUUAUACCUACAACCAGUGGCCCUUUUUCAAAGCUACUCUGGAGAACUACCCAAGCAGAGAGCAACAGUUGCAUUUCCUUCGCCACUAUUUGUCUGAAUUUUCUGGGAUUAAGGGAGAUGUAGAACAUGACGAUCGAGCAAAGAUUGAAGAAGAAAUGAUUAUUGAAACUAACAGAUUUGCAUUGGCAUCCCACUUCUUGUGGGGUUUAUGGUCCAUUAUACAAGCUAAAUUGUCUACAAUAGAGUUUGGAUACAUGGAUUAUGCCCACUCUCGAUUUGACGCCUACUUCAAACAGAAAAAACUGUUUGCAUAGCAGUUGUAUUUAUAUCUAGGGGACCCUUCAAAAAAGACAGGAAUCUGAAUUUCAAUUUCUAAAGGUAGCCCCCAUUCCACUGGAUUUAUACUCCAGUUCUGUGAAUGUAUAAUCAUCAGUCAGGCUUUUCCAUUUUUUAUUUUUAUUUUUUUGCUUCACUGGUGAGUAAAUAUGAGACGUGCAUGUUGAGCUUGUGCACAGCCUGGCUCUAGAUCUAACAAUAGAGUGAAACAUGGAAUAAAAAAAAAGCACAUUGCUUAAAACAAUGUACUAUAAAACACAGUGGAAAACAAAGUCUUUUAAAAAAAACUCGCCCACUUAGUAAUAUAGGAGCCAAGCAAAUUAAUUUUUAGGCAACAUCCAUUCAUAUUUUUUGUAACUGUUAAGUGACUUUUUGUUUGUGUCCUUGUUUAUAUAUCAAGAUAAAAAUACUGUAAAAAAACAAAACAAAAACAGCACCCUUGAUAUACUGCAAGCGUAACAACCCUUUUAUUUGUGCCAUCAGUUAUUAUCAGCAGGUUGUGCGAUGGAUGUCCAUUUAAUUUAUAACUUAAACGGCUGCUAUUGAGUUUCUUGAAAAUCCUUAAAAAAGAGGCUGUCGGUAUAUUUUAUUUAUUGUUUGUGUCAAUUUAACCAUCAGUGCACACUUGCUGACACAUAGUCCAUACAUAAUUCUUUUUUGUUGAGUUGUCUGUUGCAUUCCCAUAUUGCAUUGAGACUGUUCACAAAUAGGGGACCAAGCAUUGUAAAAGUUAUAUCAAUCAUUAUGGGUCCUCUUCACUGCCCUUGAUAAACACAUUACCUGUAUUUGUGUGUGUGCUGCCUGCCUAAUGAUUCACUGGAAUAGUAAAAUAACCCUGUACAUUACUAGUGCAAAGUUUU
Molecule: messenger RNA, 2829 nt
Organism: Polyodon spathula (Mississippi paddlefish)
Lineage: Eukaryota; Metazoa; Chordata; Actinopteri; Acipenseriformes; Polyodontidae
Product: choline kinase alpha-like
Exons: 11
Coding region: 457-1947 (496 amino acids)
Biological process (GO): CDP-choline pathway; phosphatidylethanolamine biosynthetic process
Cellular component (GO): cytoplasm
Molecular function (GO): ethanolamine kinase activity; choline kinase activity
Source: RefSeq, a predicted model, not a curated record